This is a messenger RNA of Papaver somniferum (opium poppy), 1588 nucleotides long. RefSeq lists its product as uncharacterized. The transcript has 2 exons. The record is from RefSeq and is a predicted model, not a curated record. Lineage: Eukaryota; Viridiplantae; Streptophyta; Magnoliopsida; Ranunculales; Papaveraceae. Bases 650 to 1294 code for a protein of 214 amino acids.
CGUUCAUUUCAUGUGGCAGUUUUUCCCUUUUUUUUCUUUCCUAUCUUUUCUCUCUGCGCCCCAAUCUGAGAUCCAAAACUACGAACCCUAAAAUUUCCGAUUCCCUUCAUUCCACGGUCACAUAUUCCACUCUGAUUACAUAGUUUAUUGACUUUCGUGAAGAAAUGGAGACGGAACAGGCUUUGUUUCCUCAAAUUCGACCUCCAUUUUAUCAGUAGGGAGUUUGAUGUGAGCUUUUUUGAUCACGGGUUUGAGUUUGGAUUCUUCAUUUAAAACUGUUUAAUUUACUAUCCACACCGUUAUGGGCGAAUGCAAAGGAUGUGGGAAAUUGGGAAGAAUGAAACAGAGAGAUGCAUACGCCAAUGCUUAUAGUUUUUCGCUUCUGCUAUCACCAGUGGUUUCGUUUUGGGAUUGUAUUGUUAGGAAGAUGAGAUAUUCGUUCAGACCUGAGUGGGUGUAGUCGUUAUACUCUUCUUGUAGAUGCUAUAAUUUUUUUCAUCUUAAUUCGCCAUCUUAGAUACCUGAUUGAUAGUAAUUUAGCAUUCAAUAUAAAGAGAAAAGUGUUAUAGAGAAUAUGUACACAUUGUAGUUGAGUUCUCGAAGAAGCUGAGCAAACGGAUUUGUUUGUUUAAGAUACAAAGUAGUAUUCAUGGAUAACAUGGGAUGUGUUCAAGUUCCACCCGUCGUUAGGAAAGGUAAGAAGAAGCAAGCUAAGGAUGAAUUGGAUCGCCUCAAACAAGCUGAGAAGAAGAAGAGGCGACUAGAGAAAGCACUUGCUACUUCUGCUGCCAUUAGAUCUGAGCUAGAAAAGAAGAAGCAGAGAAAGAUAGAAGAACAGCAACGGCUAGAUGAAGAGGGAGCCGCAAUUGCAGAGGCAGUAGCUCUGCAUGUCCUUGGUGAAGACUCCGAUGACUCAUGUAAGAUUAUGCUGAAGAAUAAUGACCAGGGUUUUAAUCCUUGGAACCAAUCCAACUUGGGUUUUUACAGGGGAGGAUGGAGAGGUAACUCUCCUCAUCAGGGCUUUGCAAAGUAUUCGGUUGGAAGUUUUGGGUGGAGUUCUGAAGCUUGUGCGUCAGAAUGCAAGUGGAACGAUUUUGGAUUCAGCAGCUGUUCGAUGUCACCUAGUGCACCAUAUUUUGAAGAUAGAAGUCGAGGAGGGUUGAUAACAGCAUCAACAGAUAUUGCUGUAGCACAAGCUGUUUCUUCUCUUCGAAUCGCAGAAGAUGCAUGUGCAGAAGGAAUCAUGAACGGAAUGUUCAAGGGUAAGUUGAACAGUUAUAGUAACCAGGUCUAAACCUCUGCAAGGAGAAGUUCCAAUAAUUAUUCUAAAAGAAUAAAGACUUGUAAAUAGUUAUAAUCGCGUAAACCCCUUGUUUGUAUGGUGUAAGCCAAGUCCUUCCUCCCUCCUUCCGUAUGGUCUAAAAUAUUCUGUUGGAGCCGGAAUCUUUUCUGUAGACUUUUGUUGUGUCGAGUUGUGUGUUACAGAGAGCUUGAUAGUUAUUUGUGGUGUGAUUUGUUAUGUGUUGUUGAAUUUAUAAGUAAAACUUCUUUUGUGUUAUUCUUAUUGAUUUUUUGUUUCAAAGUUGAA